AAAAUAACGAACGGCACAAGCACUGCACUUCCGUCGCCUAUGUCACCGGGAGCGAAGUUCUGACAGCUGAUUCCCCAGCUUGUUUAUAAUCUAUCGCGGAGACCUGAGAGUAUUUAUUUUUGAAGUUGUUUGCCGUGUGAAGUGCCUCUCGCAGUCUCCGGCUGGAGCCGCAGCUAGCGCCCCGAACAGCAGAAGCGUGCGGCGGUUAUGGUGUAUGUUAGUGAGGAGCGCUACCUCUGAGACGGCAGGUAUUUGAGCAGCAGUGCAGUGUAGCACAGUGCAGUGUGGGCAGAUCACAGCAGGUGAGCCAUGCUUACGUUGGCCCGUAAGCUGAAGAGGGAAGAUGGGGGAAAAACAGGCCGUGCCUCCGGAACCUCUGACUCUACCCACAGGGUCUCCGUCAGGGACCGCCUCCUUACCAAAGAAGUUGCAGAACUUGAAGCCAAUCUCCCUAGUACAUGCAAAGCCAGUUUCCCAGAUGAGGACAAACUGCAUCAUUUCCAGCUGGCAGUGUCACCUGAUGAGGGUUACUACCAGAGCGGAAGGUUCCAGUUUGAAAUAGAUGUCCCUGAAGCCUAUAACAUGGUGCCACCCAAAGUGAAAUGCCUGACCAGAAUAUGGCACCCUAACAUCGCUGAGACCGGAGAGAUCUGUCUGAGCUUGUUGCGAGAACAUUCUAUUGAUGGUACAGGCUGGGCCCCCACCAGAACACUAAAGGAUGUGGUCUGGGGACUGAACUCCUUGUUUACUGACCUGCUGAACUUUGAUGACCCAUUGAACAUUGAUGCAGCAGAACAUCAUCUGAGAGACAAGGAGGAUUUUCGGAAUAAGGUUCAAGAUUACAUCAAGCACUACGCCAGAUGAUAGAAGCAUCCCGUUGCGUCACCGGCUACCUGCAACCUCCUGCACCAACCAACCAAACUGCUCCACCUUGCCUCUGCUUGUCCCGGCCAGCUCCCCCUGUGUGUGCGAAUCAACAGCUUACCCUCUUGACUCCUAACCCCGCCCCUGUUUUCUCCUUGACCAAUCAUGCGCCGACCCCCACCCUUGAACCGACUGCAUUAAACUCCCCAUUGCAGGAAAAAAAGAGAGAGAGAGAAAAGAAAAAAAUGACAGAUGUGUGUUUGAGGUUGGACUUGUGUUACAGAGGAAGUGAAAAUAAUGCUUUAAUUGUAAUUGAAUGAGUGGUACAAUGACUGCAACGCCUGUUCAUCACGGCAGGAUCGUCCAACGACGCCGCUUCCCCGUGGUGUCUCUGAGCCAAUCGGAAACGAGCCAUGGCAACGAACGGCAAGGGAUUUGAUUUGAAAAUUCAACCUGCCCGCACGGAAAUUUAAACCAAUCACACUCAGCUGUUUAUUUAAACCGAUCUGACGAAUCAAGAAAGAAUGAAUAUCUGUUGCCGUGUUUUCUCAGUUCCAGUGCCUGCCAUGUUUGUGUUGUUAAAGAAGAAGUGCACGCGAAUACACCUGUAUACACACAUGCACGCAAGCACACGCACACAUGCACACAGUAUCCCAUCAUGCACUGGGAGAGUCAACAUAUCUACACACCUAUUUGUAUACACACACACGCGCACACUCUUGUUGUUACAAAUGUCGAAAAGCCUGCACCCUCAACCCCACUAGACAGCAUGUGAAUGACCAGUGCCACCACGUUGCGUUUUACUUUUCCUCGCAUGUGCACACACACACACACACACACACACACACACACACACACACACACACUCAUGUAUAAACCAGUAAAGUGUUUCAGGAUUUCCAGUUCCAUGACCUUUGCCAGAAGAAUUGCAAAACGCAUUGGGCUACAAAAUGACUGCCUCAGACUUGCUCUGAGGUCAACGCUGACUGCUUCUCUUAAUAUCUCUUGGAUGUAGCAUGGAAGUCUUUAUUUGUUGAAGGGUGGAAUAUAUUUUCAGCUGCAAUGAAAAAAAAAGUCCAAAAAAGUCUAAAAAAAAAAAAAAAAAAAAAUGUUUAGCAAUAGCUGGCACAGCAUUACAGGAGUGGACAUUGCUGUUAGCAUCUCGGGAUGUGUUGCUGGUCUUCAUUUUAUAACAAAAUUAUAUUUAAAAAUUGGAGUCUGUCACACAUCCACCUUGUGAUCUUUCUAAUAUCAUGCUACAUCUUAUUUAAAUGACAAAAUUUUUGGCAAGCGGGAACUAGGAACCUUAACCAUUUUCACCAUAGACACAAAAUAAAUGAAGGAACCAGAUGUGCCCUGGAAGCCCCGAGCACUUGGGCGGUCUGUGGACAUCCAGCUGUGUGGACAUCCACCUGUUUGUUCACCAGUGGGAUGCAGCCGAGAGCUCAGACGGAAGAGACGCCACAGACUGUGAUUAUUACAAAGUAGUAGCCAGUUUGGGCUUCUACUGCUCCUACUACUGCAAACGCCACAGCUAAAUUUUGACUUUUGUGCACAGUGCUCUGUUUCUCCCUUUGCUCACACUUCCUCCCCUCCCUCUCUCUGUCCUUUUUGUCUUUCCUCCAUCUGUCUUUUUUCUGUUUCACCCCCAAACACACACACAUACGUACACACAGCUUUUUGGGGGUGUCAUUCAUACUUUGGGUGCUCCUGUGGGGGAGAGCCCAAGCUAAGAUGCAACGUGUUUUUCUAGAGGGCCAUUGCGCUCUCUCUCUCUCUCUCUCUCUCUCUCUCUCUCUCUGUGUGUGUGUGUGUGGACUGUCUGUAGUCACUGUCUUUCUGUAUGUGGAACCGUCUAUUGUCCAUUUUGUCUGUGUGGGUGUGUGCGCGCACGUGUGCAUGAAUCUGUUUUCCUGUGUGCACUUGUGUUUCUUUGCCUCUGUGUGUCUGUAUGGGUGAGCAUGUCUGUCAGUGAGCCUGCGUGUGUGUGUGUGUGUGUGUGUGUGUGUGUUUGUGCACCUGUGUGUUGCUUCGCUAGGCCAAGGCUAGCUUCGUGCCUCCUGUAUGUAUGUGUGCACAGUAUUUCUGAACAUAACGACUGUCUCCACUCUCCUCAGCUUCGUGUUCACAUGUCUGCAUGAGGCAAAGUGUAUGUGUUCCGCCAGUGGUGCAUUUUGCUGAAGAUGUCACAAAAUAGUUGUUUGUAGAAGAUGGUGUGUGUGUGCGCGCUUGUGUGUGUGUGUGUGUAUAUGGAUAGUUUAUCCUGAGUAUGUGCAGGUAUGUGGGUUCAUUUUUACGCCUGCACGUCUUUGUAUGCUUUCAGUGUCUGCAGUGUAAGUUGUUGGCCAGUAUGUUAAAGUUACUUGUUCAUCGCUAAAGCUUCUACUGUAUAGGAUGCAUUCUCACUUUUAAAAAGAUUCCAAAGAACUAACAGCUUUUAUUUUUGUGGCUUUCAAGCUAGAAAACAAAACCUUUAUUUAAAGCAAAAAGCAGGAACUUUAGCUCGCUGGCCCAAAACCUAGGCUGCAGAUGUGUGUGUGUGUGUGUGUGUGUGUGUGUACGUGUGUAUGUGUGUGUGUUUGUGGAUGUGUGUGCGUAUGUGUAUGUGCGCUUAUAUGAAAACAGAUGUGUUGACUGAUGAUGUGACUUGUUAGCAUGCUCUGGUUCCUUCUUGCCCCUCUCUUUCUGUUGUACCAGCCCAGGACUCGACACCCCAAAAUAUCAGUUUUGUUUCAGUGAAGGAAAGUAAAAAAAAAAAAAAAAAAAAAAAAAAAAUGUCAAUACUGGCCUCUGCCAAAAUAAAGGACCUGAGAU
Myripristis murdjan (pinecone soldierfish) is the source of this 3678-nucleotide messenger RNA. RefSeq names its product ubiquitin-conjugating enzyme E2F (putative) (gene ube2f). Bases 310 to 864 code for a protein of 184 amino acids. The transcript has 10 exons. Lineage: Eukaryota; Metazoa; Chordata; Actinopteri; Holocentriformes; Holocentridae. The record is from RefSeq and is a predicted model, not a curated record.